UGUACGUCAGCUCUCGUUGAGGACGGAUUCUUAUCGACGGCAGUCGACAGUUGGGACAGUCGUUGAACGGAACCGUUUCAAAGUUGUGCGUCGUCCUUGUGGGGUGUUUUUCAAGAGCAGCGAACUUUUCUGAAUACCAAGUAGCAGUAUAGUUGUGCUGUUGCCAUUCCUUUUUGCCAAUCAAGCCGAACGUCACAAGUUGAUUUCUCAGAAGUGAACUAGUUUCGUAGCUAAUUGCGCGUUUAUUGCCAUUGAUCGCGGCCAAGCUGGUUCAAGCUCAUCGGUUCCUCGUGUCGCUCGUGACUCUAAAGUUGAAAAGUGAAAGUGUUUUGUUCUAUUGCUCGGGUAUUGUGUAAUUCUGCUUCCGCUACGAUGAACCAAAGUCGUUACGAGAUCUCGGAUGACGCCGACGUGCUGAACCAGGAGAUUGACGACACCAACUUCCCGCGGAGCAACUCCAGCCUCGGCAACGGUUCCGUCAGCAGUCUGAACGGAUUCGGCGGUGGGACUACGGCCUUUGCGGCCCGCCGACGAUCCAGCAGUCUGCGCAAGACCGAGUCGGAAUCGUUCGACGAUGAGUCCGGUCAGCAGCAGCCGCCGGAAGCCAACGGGACGGGGGAGACCAACGGAACAGCGACGGAUAAUACCGCUACGGCGGCAGGUCCCGGGGUGAACCGGGCUGAACCGGCUCCGCUGAGGACCACCAGCUUCUCAGGUGAGGUGUUUGACAACGGAUCCGUCCCGAACACUCCGCGCACGAUUCUUACACCAGGACACGAGAAAUGCACAUUCCACCACGACCUGGAGCUGGACCACAAGCCGUCGACCCGGGAGGACCUGCUGCCGCUGAUGUCCCGCUCGUACCGGAUGCUGCUGAGCAGCCUCGGCGAGGACCCCGAACGACAGGGUCUGCUGAAAACUCCGGAACGUGCCGCCAAAGCGAUGCUCUUCUUCACCAAAGGAUACGACCAAAGCUUGGAGGAGGCCCUCAACGGUGCCGUGUUCGACGAGGACCACGACGAGAUGGUGGUGGUGAAGGACAUCGAGAUGUUCUCCAUGUGCGAGCACCAUCUGGUUCCGUUCUACGGCAAGGUUUCGAUCGGCUAUCUGCCCUGCAAGAAGAUCCUGGGACUGAGCAAGCUGGCCAGAAUCGUCGAGAUCUUCUCCCGCCGGCUGCAGGUCCAGGAGCGUCUUACCAAACAGAUUGCCGUUGCCGUCACCCAGGCCGUUCAGCCCGCCGGAGUCGCCGUCAUAAUCGAGGGAGUCCACAUGUGCAUGGUCAUGCGGGGCGUCCAGAAGAUCAACAGCAAGACGGUCACCUCCACGAUGCUCGGCGUGUUCCGCGAUGAUCCCAAGACCCGGGAGGAGUUCCUUACGCUGUGCAACAAUAAGUAAACUUAUCCGAAGCUGAAAAAAAACAAAAUACGAAUGAGGCGAACGAUUUUAAAGGAAUUCAAGCUCUCUGUGUCAUCACACGGUGCGAGUAGCAAUCCAGCAUGUUUUAACUGUGUUGUAAGAAAAAUUAGGUACUUCCACGCCAAAAGUGGUUUUUAAAAUAUUGCUGUAAAUGUUAUACAAUGAAGUGGGAAAAAAACUACGUGUUUUACAAAUUUGGUCCAAUAUUCCAAGCAGAAAAAAACUAAAUGUUACUUUUAGAAUAGUUGUUGUUACUGUUGAACAGAGAGAGAGAAAAGAUAAUAAACAAACACUUAUCGAACGGAAAUGAUAGAAAUCCCAUGCACUUUAGGGGCCAAACAAAUCAUCCAAUACGUAUACAAAAUAAAAGAAAUCAAUGAUAUACUCUUAUAAAUAUACCAACAAGCCAACAACAAGUAACUAAACAAGGGACAUUUUUACAAGUUAACAGUGUGCAAUACAUAAGAUCAAUACGAGCUCUAUUGCUGUGGAAGUAGGUGACUUGCCAACUCGUCGUUAUGUUCCAGAAGUUGAAAAAUUGCUUUCGUUCACCAGAUGUUAUUAUCCAUCCAGCGACACAAAAUUUGUUUUUGAUUGUUAAAAAUUUCAAACUGUUAUGUUUUUCUUUGAGAAAUUGCUAAUUUUUCAUUGUCGCGUAGUAUCACAAACGUAACUUGCAACAAUUAUUUUAAGAGUAUUUUAGUUAAACAGUUAGCUUUUAAAUCUAUUCAUGUUAAAAGAAAAGCACAAUGUGAAACAAUAUUGAUCGAAAUAAAUGUAGUUGUACUAACUAAA
Messenger RNA from Culex pipiens pallens (northern house mosquito), 2211 nucleotides. It is a transcript of the gene Pu, whose product is annotated as GTP cyclohydrolase 1. Gene Ontology annotation, molecular function: GTP cyclohydrolase I activity; zinc ion binding; GTP binding. The record is from RefSeq and is a predicted model, not a curated record. The transcript has 7 exons. The coding region runs from base 373 to 1395 and encodes 340 amino acids. Gene Ontology annotation, biological process: tetrahydrofolate biosynthetic process; tetrahydrobiopterin biosynthetic process. Gene Ontology annotation, cellular component: cytoplasm. NCBI's taxonomy places the organism in Eukaryota, Metazoa, Arthropoda, Insecta, Diptera, Culicidae.